Messenger RNA from Aegilops tauschii subsp. strangulata, 1150 nucleotides. RefSeq lists its product as uncharacterized. Gene Ontology annotation, cellular component: membrane. The record is from RefSeq and is a predicted model, not a curated record. Gene Ontology annotation, biological process: CAAX-box protein processing. Gene Ontology annotation, molecular function: metalloendopeptidase activity. NCBI's taxonomy places the organism in Eukaryota, Viridiplantae, Streptophyta, Magnoliopsida, Poales, Poaceae.
CUCGGGCGUCCGCGGUCGCACGGGAAAACGAAUGACUAGGAAGGUUCAGCAACGGCCUCGCACGCACCAGCGGUCCUCGCGCGCGUGCGUUCGGAUAUGCUGCUGACAGCGACAGCGGCUUGUUGCUCGUCGCAUCCUCGUCUCCGCCCCGUGAGAAGUAGAACCAACGGCGGAGGCGGAGGCGGAGCUCCACCCCGUCGUGCUGGCGCGGCGAAAUUCAGAGCUCUCGCCGCGCCCCUGCUGCGGCGCCCGUCCUCCUUUGCUUUCAGCCGCGCUUGCUCUUCUUCACCUCCUCCUACUCCUGGCGACAAGGACUGCGACCGCGAGCUGUUCGAUGAAUACUCACUUCUUUCUUCAGAUACUCCAUGGGAGCCUGAGGAUGUAUGGAGGACAUUUGCGGCAUACCUUCUUGUCUUGCACAUUCCCUUGAGCUUUGGAGGACUCGGUGUGGCAGCCAAAGUGCUACAUUCUUCCUCACUAGACCAACUGACAACAGUUGUUUCCACAGCCAUGCUUCAACUAGGGGAGCUCGCUUUGGGUUUAGCACUGUUGCAGUACACUGCAAAGCCCGAUCGUCAAGUUGGUGCCUUCUUUGCUGGGAAGUUCUCGUCCAGACCGCGUGGUUGGAUAAAAGAAACUGUGUUAUGGUUGGGACUUUUGAUGUCUAUGGUUUUUCUCACAUCUCUAAUAGCUGACAGACUGAUAGGUCCCGAGGAUGCAUAUGAUCCUAUAUUAAAGGAAAUCCUUUCCAACGGUGGAACCUCUAGGCUAGUCUGUUGGUUUCUGUACUGUGUGAUUGCUCCAUUGUCAGAAGAAAUCAUUUACCGUGGGUUUCUUCUAACAGCCCUAUCUUCCUCGAUGAAAUGGAGGAACGCGGUCGUCGUAAGCUCAGUUAUGUUCAGUGUAGCACACCUCUCAGGGGAAAGUUUCUUUCAGUUGUUCGUCGUCGGAUGCAUCACGGGGUUAGCUUAUUACCGGACUGGAACUUUGGCUGCUUCAUUUACCAUCCACAGUUUGUACAAUGCGGCGAUAUUGUUCACUACAAUGAUGUCUUGAAUGUGUUUUAGGGGAUAGUCAGGAAUGUGGAUACAGUUCAUUAAUACUUUGGCGACACUUUUACCGUAAUCUUAAAAGUUUGAAUUGAUUACCA